GUGUUCUCUGAGCCCGCUCCCUUGCCCUCUCGGCCGCCGCUAACGCGGCUCAAGCGCAGUUUUGGCGGCGCCCCAGAUCCAUGGGUGUCUUUUUUGGUUUUUGGCUUCUCCCAGGCAGUCAGCGUUAUUCUCGGGCCCCUCGCCGAGCGGGCCUUCGCGUGCUCGGUCCAGUCGGAGGUGCUUGGCGGGCCAUCUUGAAUCUGCGGAUAUUGCUUCCUGCUGGGCUCCGUGACAGGGGCCCUCACCGUGCUGCCGGUGCUGAAGUGCGGCGGACGCGACUUUGAGCGUGGCCGACUCCCUCGACGUUCAGCACCUGAGCAUCGGCCGCUAGAUCCAGGUGAAGCACGAGGAGGAUCCCCAGCGCCUGGAUGAGGAGGAUCGUGCUCGCAGAAUGCUCGCGGGCCACCUACUCACGCAUGAUGGGCGGGGACCCGCGCACGGGCGCGGUCGCGAUCUGCUGGGCCAUGACUCCGGAUUUCGACGUUUAUCCCGAGGAGCUGGCCGCCACGCCACUGCGCGCGCUAAUGGGCGCUCGGCCGGGCGGCCCGGCGGUCGUGGAAUCGGGUCUCGGCCGUCUCGCGCGCUUGAACCGGGCGCGCGGGUUCUCGCCUCCGCCGACGCCCGCGGCGCUCGCCGAUGCGAUGCGCGCCUGUCGGGGUCGGGUGGAGAACCGGGUUGGGGCUUCUCCUCGGCGUCUUCCUCCUCGCGAGCACCGCGCCGCCGCAGCUGGGGGGGCGCCGACGCGGCGGUCGCGCCUCCACCUCCCCCCGCCGGCCCCAUCGGGCCAAGCGGGGCCGAUCGGCCUGCCCUCGGCGCGGAGGAGUCGGAGGUGUUGGACUUCGCCAGGCAGGUUUCUCCGAGCCGUGGCGCGAGGGUUCUGCCCGGUGCGAAGGGCUCCUGGCGCCCCGCGUCGGCGACGGGCCUCUGUGGCUCUGGUUUCGCAGGCGAGGGCUCGGAUAAUUACCUGCGCGCCCCUGGCGCGGCGGCGGUCUGCCGCGAAGGGGCCGCCGUCGCGCCGGUGGACUUCGAGGGCAGCGACGACGCCGACUCGCUCGAGCUGGGCGCCCAGAUCCCCGAGAUCUCGCGGGACAAGCUUGGGAAGAGGCACAGGGGGGCGAAGCAGGCCAUCGACUCAUGCAGGGGGCGGUCUGGGACAACUGGCCCCUCGCGGGGCCCCGCGCGGUCACCCGGUGCCUCGCGUUCACCUUUUCAGACGAAAUGUGCGUCCGAGAGCUGGUCGCGCGCGGCGUAGGCACGCCUGCAGAUUAACGAGUGGCGACCCCGGAGUGUCUGACCAUGAGACGGCCAUGGAGGGCCUGGAGUACAUGCUGACCUUCGAUCAGCUGAAUGCGCCUGAGCCGCUGGUGACCGAGCUCUUCAUGAGGCGUGCGCAGCUGGCGGAGUUCUGCGGCCGCCACCACCCCCUUCGCCCCGACGACUUCGGCGACGACCUUGCCAGCGGCGAGUUCUUGCACCUCGGCCUCGGCGAGGCGCGGGGCUAGAUCGCGCUGCGCCCGGCCCUCGAGGAGCAGGUGGCCGCCGAGCUCCACCGCGAGAGCGCGUGGCCAAGGAGCGCCGCGAGCUCCGGGAGGAGCGGCAGCUGUCGCGCUCGCAGCCGUCGGCGGCGCCCAGUCAGGCCGCCUUCCCGGAGGGUCUCGCGGGCGCCGCGCGCCAGGCUGGGCGGGGCGCCGCCGGGGCAGAGGCCAAGGCGAAGUCCAGGGGCGCCAAGGCGAAGCGGGCAACGGCGGCCCAGGGCGCCGCCCAGGGGCCGCGACCUCUCGGGGGUCGGCCCGCCCGCCCGACCCGUGGACUCAGGACUGCUGCUGGCGGCGCGGGGGCUGUCUCCGAUGCCGCCGCCAUCUGGCGUCGCGUCGCAAGACAAUUAAGAUCUUUCUGGCCCAUCACGAUUAGUGCGACGCCAGCUGCGCGCCAUGGCGCAUUGACAAGCAGCAGUGAAUUCAACAGUGGGCAGCAUCAACGACUUGCACGGUGCGCGGCCUCAGCCAGGAGUUGCGCUCGGGCUUUCGCGGGCCCGGGCCGAGGCCCAUGGCGUUCUGGCCGACAUCUUCCGAGCGGUGCCGCCUCCACCUUGCGCGGCCGCGGAAGCUUUCAGAGAACUUUUCGGCGCCGGAGCGGGCUAUUAUGACGCUGAUCCCCGCCUUGUCUUCCAGCGCGAUUUGAUUUCGUCGCCCUCCCAGGGCGGCAUUGCCGACGGAGCUCAGUCUAGAGUCCAAAAUGCAAACACACACAUAGAAAAACAACUGAUG
Molecule: messenger RNA, 2267 nt
Organism: Prorocentrum cordatum
Lineage: Eukaryota; Dinophyceae; Prorocentrales; Prorocentraceae
Source: the annotation of a GenBank genome assembly